UUUUAGGCUGGGAAUAAUAGUAGUUUUGUAUUACGUUUGGGGUGGGAUUAUUGUUACUUCAUACUUGGCAACCCGCGGUCAACCGGAAGUCGGAAGUCAGGAUUUCAUUCAGCGGCUGUUUGCGACUGCUGUUUACGAGCGUGUUGCUACAGGUUUUUGCAGCUGUUUACAGGCUCCUGAGUCAAACAUGGCGGAGGAAGACGACGAUCCCGGUUUUGAUGAGGAGUUGGAUGAAGGGGGAAACGGUGUAGACGCGGGUCAUGGCAGAAGGAAGAGACUUUUCUCGAAAGAGCUUCGCUGUAUGAUGUACGGCUUCGGCGACGACCAGAAUCCGUACACGGAGUCGGUGGAUAUUCUGGAGGACCUGGUGAUCGAGUUCAUCACGGAGAUGACCCACAAAGCCAUGUCCAUCGGACGCCAGGGCCGCGUUCAGGUCGAGGACAUCGUCUUCCUCAUCCGCAAAGACCCGAGAAAGUUUGCGAGGGUGAAAGAUCUGCUGACGAUGAACGAGGAGCUGAAGAGAGCCCGAAAAGCCUUUGAUGAGGCCAACUAUGGGUCCUGACCUGUCAUACACAGUGUUGUAGCUGUGUUUCUCCAGCAGCUUCAUCAUACUGACUGUACACUGCUGAACGUGCUGCAGGAGCAUGUGUGCUGAGUUCACUGGAAACUUUCCUUUUGUCUAUCUUUAUACUUUUGCAUAAACUACGUACUUGAAAUAAUCAAACAUUUCUAAUAUUAGUUCAUCAGUGAACUGCAUGGAUGUUAUUUUAUGUAAGCUGACCAAUAAAGCAUGUAUGAAGUACCGAACAAUUUUUUUUUAAAUAUAUAUAUAAUGUAUAGACAUACAGGUUAUUACAUUCCUCAAAAACAAAAAAUGUUUUUUUCUAACUCAUUGAUCUAAACUUGAUAUGAACUGGUACCAAUAACCGAAAUGCAACCUACUACAUUUGAAACCUGUUGCUAGUAUGUAUCCACAGCAAGGUCUUGCAGCAGACUUUGACUUGUUUUUGUUGUUUUUGUUGUGUUUACAUUUGCUCCUUUGGCUGACACUUUUAUCCAAAGUGACUUAGACUGAUCAGCCAUAACAUUAAAAACCACCUGCCUAAUAUUGUGUAGGUCCACAUUAUGCCGCCAAAACAGCUCUGACUCAUCGAGGCAUGGACUCUGCAAGACCUCUGAAGGUGUGCUGUGGUAUCUGGCACCAAGACAUUAGCAGCAGAUCCUUUAAGUCCUGUAAGAUGCGAGGUGGGGCCUCCAUGGAUCAGACUUGUUUGUCCAGCACAUCCCACAGAUGCUCGAUCAGAUUGAUAUCUGAGGAAUUUGGAGGCCAAGUCAACACCUUGAACUCUUUAAAAGAAAACUUGAUUCAUCAGACCAGGCCACCUUCUUUCAUUGCUUCAUGGUCCUGUUCUGAUGCUGACGUGCCCAUUGUAAGCGCUUAGGUUAGCAUGAGCACUCUGACAGGUCUGCAGCUACGCAGCCCCACAUGCAGCAAGCUGCGAUGCACUGUGUGUUUUGACAUCUUUCUAUCAUAGCCAGCAUUAACCUUUUCAGCAAUUUGUGCUACAGUAGCUCUUCCGUGGGAUCGGACCAGACAGACUUACCUUCACUCCCCAUGUGCAUCAGUGAGUCUUGGGUGCCCAUGAACCUGUCGCCAGUUCACUGACUGUUCACUUGCUGCCUAAUAUAUCCCACCCCUUGACAGGUGCCAGUGUAACGAGAUAAUCAAUGUGAUUCACUUCACCUGUCAGUGAUUUUAAUGUUAUGGCUGAUCAGUGUACAAUUAAGAGAGGAGCAGUUAAGGGUCUUGUUCAAGGACCCAACAGUGGCAACUUUACAGUGCUGGGAUUUAAACUCCCAACCUUCUAGUUAGUAUCUCACUGAACCAAUAACUCUUCUCUAACACUGGUUUAAACCCUGACCUAUGUAUACUAGCAUGAGGAUGUUUUUUUUGUUUGUUUUUGUUUUUUUUUUGAUGGCGACUACAAAGCAUUUUUAAGUCACUUGGAUAAAUGUGUCUGCUAAAUGAUGUAAAUUUGAGUCAGAGGUUUAACAUAAAGAUACAAAUCCUAUUUCCGUUACCAGUGUCAGAAAUGCAGUGACUGCAAUUCCAUGUUGGUGAUAUCUGCUGCUGAGAAGAUCUUCCUACCACACUGAGUGAAAAAUAAUAAAUUCCAGAAGUCAAAAUGCAAUAGCAAUAUAUGCCAAAAAUAAUAAAUGGAAGCAAAGAACAAUCAACUUAUAGCACAGAGUACUGUCCUUACAUUUAGAUACUCAUAUUAUUUUGCUUUCAGUGCUUGUACGUUAGUUUACUAGUGUUGGCACAAAAUUAAUGGCCACCAGCCACAGUCAAGAACAACUUACUUACUGGGUGUAAGUAAAAAAGCUUACUGGGUGUUCACCGUUUUUUACACUGUACUACUGUGUUACACAGAGUCAACAACAGUUUUGACAAAAAUAUACAUCAUUAUGCAUUCAGUGUUAAAAAUAUUCUCUCAAUAUUGUUAACAGGAGUGCAAUACCUUGUAUGAUUUUGACAGCCCUUGGCAUGUACAUACUGUUAGAAAUGUAUGGACAACUAUUCUUUGAAAUUGGAAAUGAAUGUAGAAGAUCUACCAAAUGAAAUCUGGAUUGUUGCAUGGUUUAAUUUUGUAUAUUGAUUGACAGUGUAGCAACAACCAUUCAUUUAAAUAACCAGUAAUCUUAAACUUUAUUUGUUUCAAUGACACUUGGGGGAGAAAAAAAGAAAAAAAGCUUUAUUGGCAACCUCCUCAAAACAAAAACUUACAAACAUCAGACCAACUAAAUACGAGCAUGUGUUUUAUUUUUUUAUUCCGUUCUUUCAAGCAUUUGUUUAAAUAUGGUGACGUGUAAGAGGUUUUAGCAUUGGUCUAGGCAGCGAUAACAAGCUGCUGAUCUAGUCUAAAUGUAGACUAAAACUCCCAGCCAUGUGCGGUCUACCACAGUAUGAGCUGUUGAUCUAUUUCGCAAAGUAAUAUAAUGGUGCUGCAAACCACACACCACUGCUUGGCUCUUGUGCUCUUGCAGAAACAUGCAGGGUUCUCCCUGGAGUAUGAGCAUCAUGUGUUGCACCUUAGCAGACCUUAUUCGGGUGUUCGUCUGUAUGUCUGUUGAAGCGGCAUAGUUGUCAAGUUGGACGAUGAGAGGCAACGGACCAGAUGGUAAGGGGUCAUGAGUGAGUUUGAGGGGAUGGGGUUGAGUUGACAGGGGGGUCAAAGGGUAGAGGAAUGUCCAUGAGUCUCUGUUUUACUGCACAUUCUCCAUCAUCUUGAGGAAUUC
Messenger RNA from Pangasianodon hypophthalmus (striped catfish), 3300 nucleotides. RefSeq names its product TATA-box binding protein associated factor 13 (gene taf13). Gene Ontology annotation, molecular function: protein heterodimerization activity. The record is from RefSeq and is a predicted model, not a curated record. Gene Ontology annotation, cellular component: transcription factor TFIID complex. Lineage: Eukaryota; Metazoa; Chordata; Actinopteri; Siluriformes; Pangasiidae. Gene Ontology annotation, biological process: transcription by RNA polymerase II. The coding region runs from base 188 to 562 and encodes 124 amino acids. The transcript has 2 exons.